UUUCAUUGAGACUCCCGAUAUGAAAGAACGCUAUAAAAAUCUAAAAUUUAAAUUCGCGUCCUUAGUAAAAAUUAACCUAUAUGAAGACUCAAAAAAAAAUAUUCAAAUAUAACAUUGAGGUUUUUUCACACAGAAGUAAGCUAAUAAAGUUCAAAGUUGUCAAAGUGAAUCGCAUUCAAAAAAAUCUUUUGCAAACCGAAUCUUCAUUCAGAACUUCUGUAUUUAUAAAACCUCAAAAAGUUUUUAUAAAAAGCUGAGAGAUGCCCUCCAGUCAUGGCUUACUGAGUGCUGGUGAAACAAUAAGACUGAACGAACCGACUCCACCUGGAAGUAUAUGCAAAGAUAUAGAUCGCAGUAACAGCGAACCAUACAUCAAACUCAAAUGGUAUGUAAAGGUUUGGAAACGAGAUAAAUUGAUGAUCUUUAUUAUUGUUGGUGUUUUGUUGGGCUUUUUGGUUGGUCUUACGUGUAAUAAAUCAAUUCAAAAUCUUGAGGAACCUAAAAAAUCUACACUUCUUACUUUUCUUGGUUUUCCAGGUGAAAUUUUAAUGCGAAUGUUAAAGAUGCUUAUUCUCCCUCUUAUCGUUUCCAGUCUUAUUGUUGGGCUCGCUGAUCUAGAUCAAAAGGCGUCUGGAAAAAUUGGUAGACGAGCCAUUAUCUAUUAUAUGGUGACUACAUUAAUAGCAGUCUUUUUAGGCAUUACACUGGUGGCUUUAAUUAAACCUGGUAUUGGAGUUGCGAGUUCUUCAGCAAAAAGUAAUAAAGACGUUCGCGCGCUAGACUCAUUUCUAGACCUAAUUCGAAAUUGUUUUCCUGAAAAUCUCGUUCAAGCAACUUUUCAGCAGUUUCAAACCAAUGUAAAAGUAAUCAAAGUAGACUUAAAAAGGCAUGAAGUAAAUUUUUCUGCACCAAAAAAUUUAACUGAUUAUCUAAGAAAAACUUACGAGUUUAAAACAUCGGAAGUUAACGGUACCAAUAUAACUUAUUACGAAACGUGGAGAGAUAUUAAAAUUGCUGGUAGUGGUAAUUUUUCUCCAGGAACAAACAUUCUUGGCCUAGUUGUUUUUUCUAUAGCUGUAGGUAUAGUUUUGGGAAAUAUGGAAACUCGGGCAGAGGCGUUUGUUUCUUGGAUGGCAACAUUAAAUGAUGUUAUUAUGCAACUAGUUACCGUGGUAAUGUGGUAUUCACCUGUCGGAAUUUGCAGCUUAGUUGCUGUUAAGUUUUCCGAAAUGAACAAUAUUAGUGGAACAUUUGAAAGUUUAGGCAUGUACAUGGCUACUGUAAUAGUUGGAUUAGUUAUUCACUCAUUUUUUAUAUUGCCUACAAUAUAUCUUAUGGUAACAAGAGAAAACCCUCUUACAUUUGUAAAAGGUGUGCUACAGGCAUUGAUUACAGCAUUUGGAACAAGCUCCAGCUCAGCGACAUUACCUGUAACUUUUAAAUGUCUUGAAGAAAAUAACAAAAUAGAUAAAAGAAUUACGCGUUUUGUACUGCCAGUUGGUGCAACAGUAAACAUGGAUGGUACGGCGCUUUACGAAGCUGUUGCUGCCAUUUUUAUUGCACAAGCUGCCGGCUUAGAACUAAGUAUUGGACAAUAUAUUGCUGUAAGCGUGACUGCAACUUUAGCAUCAAUAGGAGCAGCAGGAAUUCCACAAGCAGGUCUCGUCACAAUGAUGGUAGUUCUUCAAACUCUUGGUUUACCAGAAGACUCAGUCACUCUAAUAUUUGCAGUCGAUUGGUUCCUAGACAGAUUGAGAACAACAGUUAACGUUUUGGGCGACGCUUUCGGUGCCGGUAUUGUUGCUCACCUGUCACGCGCAGAUUUAAGCGAGUCAACAGAAGCUACAUACCAAAGCGACAGAAGUGUUGCUGUUUAACAAUCGUUUAGUUGUAUAAACUAUAUACGAAUUUUGUAUAGAAUUUAUUUUGUAAAUAGUUUACGACAAAAUAGUUUAAUAUAAUAAUUCCGCAUUUUUCUAGUUAACUUUAUGCUAUUUUUUCAAUAUUUUGCCAAUCUUUAUAUAAUCUAUAUUCCUUAUAAAAUUUAUUUUGAAAAAUUAAUAAUUUUUAUUUGUAGCUUUCUACUACAAGUGAUUUUAAAUUACUAAUUAAACUGUAUUUUCUGUGAGAAAAAAAAAAUUAAAACGAUUGAAUAUAAUAUAAUUUAAUAAACAACAAUAUAAAUUGACAAAUUAAUAAAAAUAUUGAUAAAAAAAACAUAAAAAACUUGAAUUUUGAAAAACGGUUAUUUUAUACAACGUUUUUCCUUGUAAUUUUUAGCAAAAAGUUUUGCUGGAGACUACUUUAUUUGAUUUUAAUAAAUUUAUGUAUAUAAAUCUUUAUAUAAUUUGUUAAAAGAUUUUUAACUUUUUUGAUAUGUCAAGAUGAAGUUUGAGUAUCCGUUUAUGAAUUAAACUUAUUUUUAGAUGUGUUUUCCUUACUGUUACGAUUUUCUCAAUAAAAAGGUGUAUUUUCUCUUCUAUUGCCUUUAUCAACAUUUUAUAAUAUGAAUCACUCUUGUCUAUUGCGAAUUUAAAAAGUUUACGUUUGAAAAAUUUUAUGAGCCAUAUAAAAAAAUCAACAGAACUUCUCGAAAUAAAAAGCUAUGGUAUCUUUACUUUAAACGGGUUUGAUAUAUAAAUGUAUGACAAAAUGCUUAAAUUUAGUUUAUAUAGUUUGUAAAUAUUAUAAAUAUUAUAACGAUGUGUUAAAAUGUUGUGUAAAUUUUUUUUUUGAUGUCGUUAAGCAGCUUAAAAACGGCGUUGUUUUUUCCAAGAACAAAAAAAGAACAAA
Hydra vulgaris (swiftwater hydra) is the source of this 2793-nucleotide messenger RNA. Its product is annotated as excitatory amino acid transporter 1. Gene Ontology annotation, cellular component: plasma membrane. Lineage: Eukaryota; Metazoa; Cnidaria; Hydrozoa; Anthoathecata; Hydridae. Gene Ontology annotation, molecular function: L-glutamate transmembrane transporter activity; glutamate:sodium symporter activity; neutral L-amino acid transmembrane transporter activity. Gene Ontology annotation, biological process: L-glutamate transmembrane transport. The record is from RefSeq and is a predicted model, not a curated record.